AUGGUGCAGGACUGCAACUGCCGCACGCCUAUCCGGUCGUACGAUGAGCUCUGCGAGAAGACACCGCCCCACCCGCUUGACACCGACCAAGAGCACCACGACAAAGUGUUUGACGCUCUCUUUGAGGCCACGGGCAUGAAUGCGAAGGAGGACAUCGAUAGCAUACUCAAGGCAUAUGCGACCGAUCCAUGCCGUCGCCAGAAGAUCAUCGCGCACCUCAAGACGGUCUACCGCCUCGGCGAAGAUGCGAGCGAACGCUUGCUUGGCCUGAAAUCAAAGAUGGACGCAAUGCCGGUCGUGGAUGAGGAUCAGUGCCUUACGUUGGCGCUCUUCAACUUCAAGGGCGGCGUUGGCAAGACAACGAUGACGACCAAUGUGGCGGCAGCCUUGGCGCAGAUGGGCUUCCGCGUGGGAGUCGUUGACGCCGACGUGCAAGGCAACACGACAGGCUAUUUUUGCGGUGCGCCGGAGGACGGCGGAGGAGGAUCAGAUGACGUGCCGAGCCCUGAGGACGCGCAUAUCAACGCCAGCCUUAAUCACGACCUCCCGGAGGACAUCCCAAGCCCCGACCUCGACACGGCGCUCGAGUCGGACAUUCCCAUGCUGCACGAAAAGCUCGAGGUUGUGAAGCAGAACCAGCAGGCCGGGUUUGAGGAUGCGCACCCUGACUACCGCGACGAAUUCUACAAGAUGAAGCCCAUCUCCCACCUGCCGGGGGUGAACCUGAAGCUCCUCGGCGGCGGGCCGGAGCUGGCGCAGAUCGACGAGGACUUCUCGCCGAAACUGUCGCGCCGAUACCAUCUGAAAUCAAAUGAGGGGAUGCUAGUUGGCUCCUUCCGUAUGCUUCUCAAGCGGCUCGCGAAGAACAACGGGCUUCAGGUCAUCCUCGUCGACGUUGGGCCGUCGUCAUCGUUGUUUAACGCGUGGCUAGUCACAAGCUGUGAUUACAUCCUCCCUCCCGCGUUUGCCGACAAGUUCUCCGCCCUUUCCAUUCGCGACUUUGUGCACAGUGUCAUCCCUAGCUUUCGCGACAAGCAGGCCUACUGGCUCCGUUCGAUGUGGCUGGAUGACAAGGAGGCAAUAAAGAAGAACUCAGAGUACCUUUUCAAUCCCCUCACCGUGGUCUUCCCCUUUAUGCUCGGCAAAUUUGCAGUCAACAACAACGGCGGCAGUACCAAGGUCGUCAAAGCAAGCGCCACAUGGGUUAAUGCCAUCCGGCAGACACUCAACAAGGCGGCCGAAGAGAAGCUCAAGGUCAAAGAACGCGACAGUCUGAUGAAUGGGACGCUGCUCCUGCAGGACUAUCUGAUGCAUAACAAGCAGUAUUACUGCACCUUUCUAAAGGAGCUCCAGUCGGAGGUGCCCAUCGCGCAAAAAACGCGCAUCCCGCUUGUUUGCCUUCGGGUGGCCCAUUUCAAGGGCUUGGGCCAGGCACCUCAGCGAAUCGACUACAUCCAAGGCCGCUAUCGGACACUAUCGAAGUUCUUGCUCGAGACGUGGACGAAGUCAGGUGCGCGCUUUCCCGCUGUCGCAGAUACCGGCUUGGAGCUUGCACCCCCCUCCGACAAGAAGCAGAAGAUCACUGCAGAUAACAGCGUUGCAUUCGACGAGAACGGUGAUGAUCUGAAAAAGGAGCCCGAAAAAUUCAAAACCUUGCUGCUUGGACUGGUAAACCGGGCCCGUGAAGUAGCGACGGAGCUCAAGCUGACGCAGCACGGGGACAUGAGUGAGGACACUCUGACUGAACAGAUGGUCCACGGGAAGCAAGUGCUCUCUACGCUGCUGCACGAGGCCGGCUUUCCUGAUGCGGUUGUCCACCACCAGUACACGCUUUCAGAGGGCCGCCCAGACAUCGUGCUCGUCAAUGUCAAAUUCGAGGGCCACGAGUCGAUGGCCACGCCGUCCUGCUCCAUCGUCGUGACGGGGUUCGGCCCGUUCGCCGACGUCGAAGAGAACCCAACCGACUGGCUCGCGAGAGAGCUCGCCAGCGGCGCCGACGGCUGGCGGCUUCCGCACGGCGUCCCGCUCCGCUCAGCAGUGCUUGAGGUUUCGACCGUUGAUGUCGACGCGCAGCUGCAGCGGCUGCACAGCGGCGACGACUCCUCCGGCUGCGUCAUCUACGUGCACCUUGGCGUCGACGCGAGAGGGCGCGGCUUUGCACUCGAGCGCACCGGCGUCAACAACAUGACAUUUCGUGUGGCGGACGAGCGAGGCCGCCAGCCGACGGACGAGCCCAUCGACGCCGCGCCGGCCGCGCGUGGCGUGCGGGGCUGCCGCCGCAGCCCUCUGCCCCUCUCCUCUCUGCGGGAUGCGUUGGCUGCGAGGUCGGCCGAGGAGAUCCGAGUCUCGGACGACGCAGGCCGGUACCUGUGCAACUACACGCUGUACGAGUCGCUGCGGCUCUCGCACGCGCACAACAACAGCUCGGGCGCGCAGAGCACGCAGAGUCGGCACACCGCCCUGUUUGUCCACGUGCCUCCCUUCGAGGCAGUGCCGCGCCGCCGCCAGCUGGCGCUGCUGCAGCACCUGCUCGCCGAGCUGGCGGACGAGGCGCACCGCGGCGGCGGCGCGGCGAUGCUGCCCGCGUGCGGCGGGGCUGUGGAAGAGCUGAGCGAGGGCGAGAUGCUUCGCGCCGCGGCGGCGGCGGCUGCGCGCGGCGGCGGCGUGGCGGGGACGGCGGGCUCGCUGGGCGAAGACGACGAGGCGCGUUUGGACCAGGGCAGAGGCGAGGGCGGCGAGGGCGGCGCGGCUGCGGUGGGCUGUGCGGCGGUGCGGCGGUGCGGCGGCGUGGUCCCGAUCGGGGAGGCGGAGGAGGGCACCGUGGCGGUGGGCGAGGUGGAGGGAGUCGAAGUCCGGCUGUGGUACCGCACGUGGGGCAGCCGCGCCGCUGGCACCCCCGUGCUGUUUGUGCACGGAGGGCCCGGCAAUUGCGUCGCCGACUAUGCAGACAUCAACGGCGAGUUUUUCGACGCGGCGCGCUUCUUUGUGGUGGAGGUGGACCAGCGAGGCACGGGCAGGUCGACGCCGUCGGUGCGCGAGUCGGCGGCGCACAUGCGCAUCUACGGCGAGAUCAACAUCUCGCUGAUGAGCGCCGACUUCGAGGCGGCGCUCGGUCUCGAGCGGUGGCUGGUGUUUGGCGGCAGCUGGGGCUCCACGCUGGCGCUGCAGUACGCCCUCGACUUCCCGCAGCGCUGCCUCGCCCUCAUCCUUCGCGGCGUCUUCCUCAGGCGCGCACGCGACGCCGAGAUGAGCGACUUGCCGGCCGAGAUCGACGCCGUCUACUCGCGGGCGCCGUAUGCAGCCGCCGCCGAGGCCGAGGGCGAGGAGGCGGGCGCGCGCCGCCGGCUUCGAGAAUUUGACGCCUUUGCCGCGACGGUGGGCGAGAGCGGCCACGACGCUCGCUCGCUGCUGGGCGAGUACGAUCGGCGCAUCCGCGCGGGCGACGCGGCGGCCACCUGGCACUGGCACGCUCGCACGCAGGUGGGCUGGCGCAGCGCGGUGCACGCGUUCGAGUGCAACCUGAUGGCGGAGUGCGAGUCGGAGCGGCGCGACGUGGACACGGCCGCGCGCAGCGUCGCCUUCUUCGAGGCGCGCCUCUUCCUGCGAGGUGCGUACGAGGCGCCGUGCAGGCUGCUCGAGCGGCUCUCGGGCGAGGCCGCGGCGGCGAUGGCGCGGAUGGACACUUGGGUGGUGCAGGGCACGGGCGACGCUGUCUGCCCAGAGGAGUUUGCGCGCGAGCUUGUGGCGCAGAUGCGAGCGAUCCGCGACGCACUAGAGCCGUCAGAGGACGGCGCGAAGGGUGCGGGGCUGCUCAGCACGCACUUCGUGGACGCGGGCCACAAGGCGGGCGCCGCGGGCAUCAAGGAGAAGCUCAUCGAGUGCGUGCACGACUAUCUGGACCGGGCGGGCGGCGGCAGCUGA
This is a messenger RNA of Emiliania huxleyi CCMP1516, 3921 nucleotides long. RefSeq lists its product as hypothetical. The coding region runs from base 1 to 3921 and encodes 1306 amino acids. The record is from RefSeq and is a predicted model, not a curated record. Gene Ontology annotation, molecular function: peptidase activity. NCBI's taxonomy places the organism in Eukaryota, Haptophyta, Isochrysidales, Noelaerhabdaceae. The transcript has 7 exons. Gene Ontology annotation, biological process: proteolysis.